GUAUUGAGAGAGAGUUAGCUCAGUGCACACCGCGGCCGCUUGUCUCCCCUCACUCGCACCUCUCCCUCUCUCCUCUCCCCUCUGUGAUCGUGUCUAUGUGCGCGUCCCCAAGCUCGCUGUGAGAGUAGAAAAAGAGAGAGAGAGAGGGGAGAGAGUGAGUGCGUUUGUCACAGCGAGGUGGUGGCAGCGCCGCAGCGUGCCCGCCCCCCCACCGCGGCCCCGCCAGCGGCAGCAGCAGCAGCAGCAACAGCAGCAGCAGGAUGGUGAGGUAGGGGGUGGCGCCCCCCGGGCCCCCGGGCCCCGCCAUGGUGCCUGCCGACACCGGCGAGGAUGACGGCCUCUACCAGCCGCCCCGCCCCCCCCUGCCGGCGCCCCCUCCCUACACCCAUCCCCGCCCCGUGCUACCCCUCGCCCCGCCCCGACCCUCCCUCUCCCCCGCGCCCUCCCUCACCCGCCUCUCCCACCUGCAGCAGCAGCAGCAGCAACAACAGCAGCAGCAGCAGCAACAGCAGCAGCACCUCUCCCAGCAGGGCGCCCAGGACAGCCCCGGGGCGGCACAGUGCCCCGCCCCUUCCAGCCUGGCGCCCCAGCCCCUGCCCGGCCUGGCGCAGGGCCCGCCGCCCCAUUUCCUGACGGCGCCGCGGGCCGCCACGCUGCCGGCGGGGCUGCACGGCCUGCAGGGCAUCCAGACCCUGCAGGACACCCGCUACCCGCCCUUCCAGCCCGUGCCCCAGUACCGACCCCCGCCAAACCCACGUGUGGGCGCCGCAGGCCUCCCGCCCUCCGCCUUGGGCCCUGACCAGCUGCCGCCCCCAAGUUACCUGCCUGCCGUGGCCCCUCGCUCGCCUCUCGGGGGGGGCAGCCUCUCCUGCCCCACCAGUCUCAGCGAGCAGGCGGCGCCCGCCCCCCAGGCGCUGCCCGCCGCCCCGGGCCCCGGCUGCUGGUCUCUGCCUCGCGACCCUCACGGGGCGCCGCCCCCGGAGAUGGCAGUGGGCGGAGGUGGCGUGGCCAUCAGCCACGAGCGGGGUGACUCCGCCCCGGCGGCCAUGGGCGGCACGUGCGCCGUGGGCGGCCCCGAGGAGCUGAAGACUCGGUCGCUGCCCACCCGCAGCCUGCACGGGGCACGGCCGCCCUUGGUGGCGCGGCGAACGCUGCUGCUGGGGGCGGGGGAGGGUGGCGGGGAGGGCGGGGUGGGCAGCAGCUCCCUGCUGGUGGAGGAGGACGGCUUCUACUACAACCAGCCGCUGCUGGAGGAGCGGGACGAGGACCUGUACGGCUCCUCGGAGGACAUCUCCUCCUCCUCCUCCCUACUGGAGAGACUCAUGGUGCGCGCUUACUACAACGGAGACUGGCCCGACGAACCCCCAGGUGAGUGUGAUGUAAUGCGGUGUUGCCACAUCUCACCAGCCAAGGGAGUGAAGAGCAACGGUGCGGCGCGGGGUGGGGCGGGAGGGGGCGGCGGGGGAGGUGGCGGCCGCUCCCCCCCGCCUGAGAGGACCAAGAGUUCGAAGUUCUCAGCGCUGGGCAGACUCUUCAAGCCAUGGAAGUGGAAGAGGAAGAAGAAGUCGGAGAAAUUUGAGGCCACGUCCAGAUCUUUGGAGAGGAAGAUCUCGAUGCGUGUCAACAAAGAGGAGCUAGUACAAAAGGGCAUACUGUUCCCUGACUCCCCUACCUCACCUGUCGCGGAAGAGGGCGGCCCGGACAAGAGUGAGGGCGUGAACGGCAGCGCGGGCGGCUUGGGGUCGCCAGAGCAGCCGCCCCAGGGCCCGGCGCUGAGCCAGGCGCCUCCCACCCAGCAGCAGCAGCAGCAGGCGGCGUCCACAGCCUUCAGCCCCCUGGCGGCGGGUACCACCACCCUCACCACCACCACCGCCCUCAGCGCGGCGCCCACGCCCGACGCGCCGCCACCCGCCUACCACAGCCACCACCACAUCGUCGGGGCGGAGCGGCCAGAGCGCCCCACCACCCUCAUGGCCCCGGGGGCCUGUGAUGGGGGCCUGGGCAGCACCAUGGGAGGGGUUCAGGUCCUCCCCACGGACAUCCCAGCAGGACUUCACCCCGUCCACCAGAGGGACACCCAUACAUUCUACGGGGGUGUCACUGGGGCAGGGGGCGAUGACCCCAACCACUACCACCACCACCACCACGUCGCGCACCUCCCAGAUCCACCCAUACCUGUGUCUGAGAUAGGCCCCAUUCCUCCCCCUCCUAUGUUCUCCUCCCCCUCCCCCCUGGUGACACAGCGCGCCCACCCCCCGCCCCCAUAUCACCCCCCGCCCACCUCUGCGACAGGGGCGGGGGUCCAGAAUGCAAUGGGUCACAAUCUCUCGGCCACGGAUUACGGAGAAGAGGAGGAGGAGGAGGAGGAGGUGGGGGAGGAGGGGGUGAUCUUCUAUGGCACCCCUGGCCCCCCCUUCGACACCAACAACGUGGAGGAGGUGCCAGCGAGGGAGCCACGCCUGGAUGCCAAACCCCUCAAAUCUGCACUCAAGAAGAAGGGUGUGCCAGUGAACGGGUCAGCUGGAGGUGCCACGCCCCCGCCAGGCACCCCCACAGAGGCAGGGGGGAAGCCUCUCUCUAUUAGGCAGGAUUCUAAUAGAGCCCAGAUAAUUAGGAAAACACGGAUAAGCACGAAGCCAAUCCGGUUUUCGUACAGCCGAGGGGACGGAGGAGACAAGACGAGCGAGAACAAGGAAAACAGUGUUCCAUUCUCUUAUCUUCCUCCAAACACUGUAUUGCCAAACUCGCUGCAGGAGACACGUGUGGAUGAUGAUGAUGAUGAUGGUCCCGUGCUGUACAGAGACGAUGAUGAUGAUGAUGAUGAUGAUCAUCUAGUGACGAAGGUGGCUCGGCGGGACAGUCUGGCGCAGAAGCUCAAGUGCCGCCCGAACAAGCAGGACCUCAUUGACCGGAACAUUAUCCCCGUACAGAGCGAGAACGACAGGAAGGAGUUUAGAGAGGCUAUCGGCGCUAAGCUCACAAGGCGUCUCAGUCUCCGGCCCACAGCGGAGGAGCUUGAGGAGAGGAACAUUCUCAAACGCACCACCCCGGAGGAGGCUCGCAAGCAGAAGGAGGAGAAAAGAAGGACUUUGCUGCGGAAGCUCUCCUUCAGACCAACUUUGGAAGAACUGAGGGAGAGAAAGAUCAUCCGUUUCAACGACUACAUCGAGGUGACGCAGGCGCACGAGUACGACCGCCGGGCAGACAAGCCUUGGACGCGCCUCACACAGCGGGACAAGGCGGCCAUUAGGAAGGAGCUCAAUGACUUUAAGAGCAUGGAGAUGGAGGUACAUGAGGACUCCAAACACUUGACCAGGUUCCACAGGCCCUGAUGAGCAGCCGGGCGGAGAGACAGGCCCCUUCCACGCACCCCUGACCCUCCACCCCUCCGCCGGCCAGCCAGGGUGGAUCAUGGCAGCAAACAACGAAAAGUCCCCUUGGAAACCACAUACUCAUAAAAACGGCAGCUGAACGAGAAAAUGCGAGAAAUUGUUAGCCACAUUUACCGCGCGAUUGUGCAGUCGUGUGUGUGUGUGGCGGGCAUGUGCUGGCGUGUACGCGUGCCCACACCCUUCCCCCAUGUGUGCACCAACCGGCAGUAGCCCUGUGCGUCUAUGUGUGUGUGUAUGUGCGCGUUUCCUUGAACAUAUGUACGUGACGCGCGUCUGUGAUACCGAAAGAGAGACCAAGAUGGAGGUUUGAAAAUCGUAUAAUUAUUCUCUUUUAAAACCCUCCCAGCCCCCCCACAGCCCCUCCCCAGCUUCCCCCUGUGGCCCCCCAGUGUUAAGUGAUUUUUUAAGCCCCGUCUCAGCCCCCCCAGCGCCCCCCACGACCCCCCAUUUAGGAGAUAUUGAAUAAUCUGUGUUAUAAGGUAUUUGAAGAGAGAAUUGUAACAGAGGAAGGUAGAAAGAUUGUUGGUGACAGACAGACAGACAGACAGACAGACAGACAGACA
Molecule: messenger RNA, 3955 nt
Organism: Portunus trituberculatus (swimming crab)
Lineage: Eukaryota; Metazoa; Arthropoda; Malacostraca; Decapoda; Portunidae
Product: phosphatase and actin regulator 4-like
Biological process (GO): actin cytoskeleton organization
Molecular function (GO): actin binding
Source: RefSeq, a predicted model, not a curated record